AUGAAGACUGAUGGGAACAGAUCCGAUCUUAAAAUUCUGCUGUUGACUUGCACAAGUCUUAAGGAAGACAGUGCAGGUCCACCUGAACCAGACCCUGAUGUUACUUACUGCUACAGGUUACUAUAUUACCUCUGCAGGCCAAUCCCAAAUGCUGCAGCUUAUGGUCUCAUUCAGUGCAGAGCCUAUGUUUCCAAAGAAGACUGUCAAACUUGUGCACAGAAAGUAGUCUUGGAGGUCAUCGAUUGUGUCCCCAGUACGAAAGCCACAUCGGAGGAGGUAGUGGCACUGAGGUGGCGCCACUGUGUCCGAAACCGAGAGCCUCCACCGAUAGUUGCAGCCUUCCAGGAGGUGCUGGCACUGUUUGAGCUGCGGUGUUUUUAG
Messenger RNA from Linum trigynum, 381 nucleotides. The record is from the annotation of a GenBank genome assembly. NCBI's taxonomy places the organism in Eukaryota, Viridiplantae, Streptophyta, Magnoliopsida, Malpighiales, Linaceae.